Molecule: messenger RNA, 1143 nt
Organism: Penicillium chermesinum
Lineage: Eukaryota; Fungi; Ascomycota; Eurotiomycetes; Eurotiales; Aspergillaceae
Product: DUF3431 domain-containing protein
Exons: 4
Coding region: 1-1143 (380 amino acids)
Source: RefSeq, a predicted model, not a curated record
AUGCAUCGGGCCAAUUCAUCGAGACCCUUUGGGGCCUCGCUACUCCGUAGGCCAGUGAACAAGAAGGCAUUAUUAUUGCUUCUAACUCCGUUCUUGAUUUUGGCCAUUCGGUUUCGUAUGUUAGACCGUACCCCUGCCAGCGCGCAGCCAAAUGUGCAAUUGCAAUGGGAGGCCAACCCUAAGCCUGCGGAGCCCGCGCAGCUUGCGCAGCCUGUACCUCCGGUGCCAGAGAAAAGUCGACUAGAGGAGCUCAUGGAAGAAGAAAAACUCGCCGAGCAAUCGACCGAGAAGAAACCCAAAGCCGAGAUGGCAGCGAAUGGGUGGACGGAGGUAGAGGAGUCCCAGUACGACAGAGUCACGCAAAACUCAGGCGAGAUCUACAUCCACCCACACAAUGGCCCCGAGGACGUGACUGUGGUCGCAGCAACCGCCGGGCCCGAAGACACAUCCUGGAUCGAGGAGUUCUGCGACGAAUUGCAAACAACAAACCACCCCCCCAUCCCCAACCACGCACAUCCACUCACCAAGAACAGCCAAUGUACCCCUCUGAUCUAUUCUCUGGAUGAAUACCCGUGGAUGGAUCACUACUACACCACCUACUCCCGCAAAGGCCACGAAGCCAGCGCCUACCUCACCUACAUCAUCGACCACUACGACAACCUCGCCCCCUACACCAUCUUCAUCCACGGCCGCUCCGACCAGUGGCACAACGACAUCGCCGGCCCACACACGAGGAACAUACUCCCCAACCUCCGCGUCGAGGCCGUCGCGCUCAAUGGCUACGUGAACCUGCGGUGCACGAAUCGACCCGGUUGCCCGAGCACUCUGUUCCAGGCCCACCCGGUGACUCUGGACUACGACUACGUGUAUCUGAUCGACCAGCUGCCGCGGGUCCUGAACGAGAUGCUGGGGACGGCCCUGGAGGAUGUCCCCGAGGAUUUCGGGCAUCAAUGCUGUGCGCAGUUUGCGCUGAGCAGGGAGAGGAUUCUGCAGCGGCCACGGAGCGAUUACAUUCGGAUUCUGAACUGGAUCGCAACGACUGAUAUGACAGAUAAUUAUGGGAUUGGGUGGAUGGUUGAGAAAUUAUGGCAUUACAUUUUCGGGAUGCCGGCUUUGUCUGUCGGAGGAGCAGUGUCGUUGUGA